GCUGAUGAAAUAUUUUUCGUCAUCCGUUUACAUACUUGUCGCAUUGCUUUCGUCAGGCCUCGAUCCCAUUCAAUCACACCAAACUCUAGAAUCGCCAAAACAACAUGAAGCGACGCAUUCUGCUGCUCCUCCUCUGCGUGUUACUAGCGUCCCCCGCCGUCGUUACCGCGCGUCGCCGAAGCUGCCCGAGGAGCAUGCAGUGCAGCGCGUCCACGAGCGGGUACUUUCUAGACGGUCCUAACGGUCACCUGUCGAUCCAGUACACGGGCCGCGGGCCGUCCAAGCCGCAAUCGUGCAGCCAUCUGUGCAAGACGACGGAGAAUUGCACGUGGUGGAUGUACAACAUGCUUAGGGCUGACGGGGAGUGCAAAAUGUGGACUGAGGAACAGAGCCCGUGCAUCCCGGAGAACACGUCAGACCCCGAGACGGCGCGCUUUGACAACACGCCCAUUGGCUGGACCGUAGUGGGCGGCCCUUGCCAAUCAGACGCCAUGAACGUCACGCAAAAGUUCCGCCGCGGCAAGUGCCCCCCACUCACCUGCAACUCCCCAAGCCGCGGCUUCCUAUGGGACCACCCCCACCUGGGGCACCUGCAUUCCUUUGCCACUGGCCGGAAGAAGCGCCCUCAUUCAUGCUUCAUGGCGUGUAUGGAGACCCCGGGAUGCGGGUAUUGGAUGUAUGACCUGCACUCGAACCACGGGGAUUGUGUGCUGUGGGCCAAUGAGCAGAGCCCGUGCCUGCCCGAGCCGGGCAGGGGGGACGACUCCGCGCAUUAUGACCCGCUGCCCACGCAUAGCGUGUUUGUCGUGGGGGGAGGGUGCAACAGCGGGGGGGAUCUCCCGAACCAAGUUUGAGACUGGUUGCUUGGCUGGUUGGUUGGUUGGUUGGAUGGGUGGUUGGUGGGGGAGCCUAGUUUUCUGGAUUGCAGUUGCUGAGUGGCAGUGGUAUCAUAUUGUGGAGUGGUGGUUGUAAUGUUAGGGUCAGACAGGUCAGCAGGGGGUGCCUGUGCUGUAACUUGUACGGUAUGUACCAGGCGCGCCGUAUAUGUUUGUGUUGUACUGUAAUCGCCAUACUGCUGCUCUCGGAAUUUUGUAAUCACCAUACUACAGCUGUAAUCU
Messenger RNA from Closterium sp. NIES-67, 1118 nucleotides. Lineage: Eukaryota; Viridiplantae; Streptophyta; Zygnematophyceae; Desmidiales; Closteriaceae. The record is from the annotation of a GenBank genome assembly.